CACCCUCUAUCUGUCCUCCUAACACCCUAAACAUCUCUUGCUCUAUAUACCCUUCUAAUUUUAUUAGCUGAAGCCUGAAACAUCGGAUUAUUUCCUUCCUCAUUUGAUCUCCAUGACUAAGAUUAGGAAGAUCUUCACCUUUCUGCUAAGGCUGCUAGCUUUGGCUGCAACUCUGUCUGCCACCAUAGUUAUGGUCACAAGCCAUGACUCUACCAAUGUCUUGAACUUAACAUUCAAGGCCAAAUACAGCAAUUCGCCUGCUUUCAUGUACUUUGUGAUUGUGGAAGCAAUUGUAAGUGGAUACAACCUUAUGAUUCUGUUUCUUGCUUUGAAGGGUUCGCUUUGGCGCAUGGUCAUCAUUCUAGAUGUGGUAAAGAAAGCAUUUUUCUUUCAAUUUUUUGCAUUUUUAUUUUCAUAUUUCUAUGUUGUGGCUUUGUUACUUACUUCAAGCAUGUCAGCAGCCUUGGCAAUAGCUCAAGUGGGCAAGAAAGGGAACACUCAUGCUGGCUGGCUGCCCAUCUGUGGACAAGUCCACAAGUUCUGCAAUCAUGUAACAGGAGCUCUUGUUGCUGGCAUCAUUGCAGCAGCAUUAUAUUUUCUGCUAAUUCUCUACACUCUUUACACUGUUCUCAAUCCUCUGUUUGUUGUAAAACCUUAAUUUUGUUGUUUUCAUUUGAUCUUUCCCCAGUGUAAAAAAAUAAAUAAUAAUAAGUUGAAUGUAAUAUGCUCUAGUGUUCAGACCUGAAGGACUGUUUGGAUGAAUGGAAAAGUCUUUUUCAUAGUUUUCUUA
This is a messenger RNA of Prunus persica (peach), 790 nucleotides long. Its product is annotated as CASP-like protein 1C3. Lineage: Eukaryota; Viridiplantae; Streptophyta; Magnoliopsida; Rosales; Rosaceae. The transcript has 3 exons. The record is from RefSeq and is a predicted model, not a curated record. The coding region runs from base 113 to 658 and encodes 181 amino acids.